Xiphias gladius (swordfish) is the source of this 8252-nucleotide messenger RNA. Its product is annotated as adhesion G protein-coupled receptor A3. Gene Ontology annotation, biological process: cell surface receptor signaling pathway; G protein-coupled receptor signaling pathway. The coding region runs from base 534 to 4721 and encodes 1395 amino acids. Gene Ontology annotation, cellular component: plasma membrane; glutamatergic synapse; postsynaptic density. The record is from RefSeq and is a predicted model, not a curated record. Lineage: Eukaryota; Metazoa; Chordata; Actinopteri; Istiophoriformes; Xiphiidae. The transcript is spliced from 19 exons. Gene Ontology annotation, molecular function: G protein-coupled receptor activity; protein binding.
GGACCCUAACAUGCGCAACAAGUCCAAGGUCGUAAGAAGUGCAUGAUGAGAGUGAAUGACACCACGGCGUGCAGUAGCUCGGGCAGGAGGAGGCUUCUAAAUCGAAUCAUGAGGGACAACUUUUCGCCGCAAACGCGUCUUUGAUUCCCGCUGCUCCUUGGGAAGGACGUGCAGCGGUAAGAUUUAUCCGGACUUUGAAAGCCCGCCGUUGGAAGUUUUCCCUACGCAUGCCCCUGGCACAGAAGGAAAUCUGGACGAGUUACUAACAACAGAAAAUGGCAAAGGUGCAGCAUUUCGCAGCCCCGCGGUUCAGCUUUCCUCCCGGUCCCCAUCGCAAAAGUAGCGCCGAAAGUUUGCAGCUCUUGGGAAGGCAGCAGGUGAGCGGCGGGGCAUGAGAUUUGGACCGCAGCUCGAGCACCACAGGCUGUACUGUGUCCUGACGGAAGGCAAUGUGAAAUGGUCCCGACCUGCCGCACAAGCUGGGAGGACAUAACUUGAGAGGAGCGCGUACUUAGAAGAAACCUCAGUCCACUAUGAGAGUGCUGAGUUUGCUGUGCGUAAUAGUCGGGCUGUUGGAGUCCAGCCUGAGCAACAGAAACUGUCCCGACCUGAUCGUUGACAGCUGUCACUGCUCGGCCGAGAGAUCCAAGGAGCUGAGCAGGCAGCACGUCCGAGUCAAAGUUGUCUGUGAUGAUGUGGACUUGAUGGACACCCUGCAGCCCAGCUUCGUCCCCAACAGAACCGUUUCCCUAAACCUGAGUAACAACAAGAUCUCCCUGCUGAGGAAUGGCUCCUUCUAUGGCUUGGCUGCCCUGGAAAAACUGGACCUGAAGAAUAAUUUGAUAAGCACAGUGGAGCCUGGGGCCUUCCGUGGUCUGCUGGCGCUUAGGAGACUGGACCUAUCCAACAACAGGAUUGGCUGUCUUUCCCCUGAAAUGUUUCUCGAUCUGGGCAGCCUCUCAAAAUUGAAUUUAUCUGGGAACAUCUUCUCCACUCUGACCGUGGGACUUUUUGCACACCUUGUGGCUCUUAGAGUGCUGCACUUCCACACUGAGACUUUAUUCUGUGACUGUCAGCUGAAGUGGCUGCUCAUCUGGGCUCGAAGCAACUCUGUGAGGAUUGGGAACGACACGGUGUGUGUGUUCCCCACCCACCUCCACGGACUGGAGUUUCGCAACCUACGUGAGCAGCAACUCAGAUGUGAUGGACCUCUGGAGAUGCCUCUCUUCCAGCUCAUCCCCUCUCAGAGACAACUGGUUUUUCGUGGAGACCGGCUCCCCCUGCAGUGCACCGCCUCCUACGUGGAACCGUCGGUGGAGCUGCGGUGGCGUCACAACGGCCACAUUGUGACCACGCAGGAAGACCGGGGCGUCUAUGUGGAGGAAACCCUGCUUCACGACUGCUGCCUGCUGACCAGCGAGGUCAUCCUUUCCAACAUCGACGUGGGCAUCGCUGGCAUCUGGGAGUGCCUGGUGACCAGUUCCCGUGGCAACACUUCUCAGCAAAUGGAGAUAGUUGUUCUGGAGACUUCAGCACCAUACUGCCCCACUGACAGAGUCACCAACAACAAGGGGGAUUUCCGGUGGCCAAAGACUCUAGCUGGGAUUCUUGCCUUCCUGCCCUGUGCUCCUGCCACCUUUGGCUCUGCCCCCCACCCCUCUGGCAGUGCUCCUAACCCCACCAGCCAGAAAGAGAAGAAAGCAUGGCGGCGCUGCGACCGGGCUGGACGGUGGGCUGAAGAGGACUACACCCAGUGCCCGUAUGCCAGUGAACUAACCCGCGUGCUGCAUGAGCUCACCUUGAUAACUAUUAAUACCACGAAUGCUCAGCCUCUAGGCCAGCAGUUAGUGGCCUUCACAGGCAGAGCGGCACACUUCACUGAUGUCAUGGACGUCAUUUUUGUCACACACCUGGUGGAGAGACUGACAAGGCUGGUGGAGGAAUGCAGAGAUCUGGGGGACUAUAUAUCAGACAUAGCCAGUAACAUGAUGCUAGUGGAGGAGCAUAUCCUGUGGAUGGCCCAGAAUGAGGCAAGGGCGUGCACUCGGAUCGUCCAGUGUGUGGAGCGUAUUGCUGACCUGGCGCUGACCAGAGACAAUCAGGUCAUUUCUAAGGUGUCUGCUAACAUAGCUCUGGAGGCCUUUCUGAUCCGGCCAUCUAACUUUCUCGGUCUGUCCUGCACGGCACUCCAACGACCCCCCUCAUCUGCCCCCUCCCCCCUCCCUGACAGUCACUCCCAUACUGACAAGGGCAUGGGCGGAGAGCGUGAAGCCGCGGGGGAAUCGUUGCUCAACUUCAAAUGCCACACUGUCAACAACAGUGGCUCACCGGCCAGUCAGCUCAGCAAGAACUCAGUGGCAGUCGCCUCAAUCCAUUUACCGCUGGCUGGUACACCUAUCUCCUCCUCUGCGUUGCAAUCUGUUGAUAACUCCACCUGCAAGCUGCAGUUUAUUGUGUUCCGCAAUGGGAAACUCUUCCCUUGCACGGGGAAUUCGUCAAAUCUCGCAGACGAUGGGAAGCGGAGGAGCGUUUCAACACCAGUUGCUUUCACCAAAUUAGAUGGGUGCAGCCUCGGGAGCUCCGUGCACUCCGUCACCAUUGCUCUCAGGCACUUCGCACUGGGUGUAGACCCCACCGCAGCCUACUGGGAUUUUGACCUGCUGGAUGGACACGGUGGCUGGAGGGCAGAGGGCUGCCACAUAACAGGCUCCGGGGGCAACACGACCACUAUUCAUUGCACCCAUCAUAAUAACUUUGCUGUGCUAAUGGAUCUGAAGAAGGUGCUGUCUUUCCCCCCAUACCCUGGGGAGUUUUUGCACCCGGUCGUGUAUGCAUGCACGGCGGUCAUGUUGCUCUGCCUCUUCGCCUCCAUCAUCACGUACAUAGUACACCACAGCGCAAUCCGCAUCAGUCGGAAGGGAUGGCAUAUGCUUCUCAACUUCUGUUUCCACACGGCUCUGACAUUCGCUGUGUUUGCCGGCGGCAUCAAUCGAAUCAAAUACCCCAUCAUCUGUCAAGCACUUGAUGUGCCCUCUGUCACGCCAUUUCAGGUCGGGGUCGUGCUGCACUACUCAUCUCUGUCGACCAUGCUGUGGCUCGGGGUGACAGCGAGGAACAUUUAUAAACAGGUGACCAAGAAGCCUCCGCAGAGCCAAGAUGGUGACCCGCCUUUGCCCCCUAAACAGCCCCUGUUGAGAUUUUAUUUAGUCAGUGGUGGAGUGCCCCUCAUCAUCUGCGGGGUCACGGCAGCCGUCAAUAUAGACAACUAUGGUAGCGGGGAGCAAGCGCCAUACUGCUGGAUGGCCUGGGAGCCCAGCCUGGGAGCCUUCUUUGGCCCCGUGGCCUUCAUCGUCCUGGUGACAUGCAUCUACUUCCUCUGUACCUUCAUCCAGUUGCAGCGACACCCCGAGAAGAAGUAUGAGCUCAAGCAGCUGACGGAGGAGCAGCAGAGGCUGGCUGCCAUCGAUGUGCCGACCCACUGUCAUCAGGGAGCCGAGCCUGGAGCCCUGGCAGCUCCACCCAGUGGGAGCCACUGCCCUGCCGGCUGCCCAGGCGUUCCCAUCAACCCUGCGCUGCUGGCCAAUGAGCACUCUUUCAAGGCUCAGUUACGAGCGGCGGCCUUCACCCUUUUCCUGUUCUUAGCCACUUGGACUUUCGGCGCACUGGCCGUGUCACAGGGCCACUUCCUGGAUAUGAUCUUCAGCUGCCUCUACGGUGCCUUCUCCGUCACCCUUGGCCUCUUCAUCCUCAUCCAUCACUGUGCCAAGCGUGACGAUGUCUGGCAUUGCUGGUGUUCCUGUUGCCCCGGACGACGAGCCAACGCCUGCUCUGGCGCCCAUGGGCCUGCUCAAGCGCGGCCCAAGGUCAACGUGAAUGGAGAUACCCCAGGGCAUGGCCAUGGUCACAGCCACUGCCACCACGACUCACCGUGUCAGGGUAAAGCCCUGGUGAGCUGCAGUCAUGGCAGUCUAGGUCACUGUAAACAUGCCGCCCUUCCUUCCUCGCAAAAUCACGUGACGUGCCUGGCACCGGUGACUCCAUGCUGCGCUGCUCUGCAUAGCCAGCAGCUGAUGGAAGAGGAGCCUGCUGCAACUCACGUACUGUUACAUGCUGACCCCGAGGGUUACAGGCCGGGGAUCCAGUUACACCCCUGCCUAAAGAGCAGCACCAGGACUAAAGGCCGUCACUUCAGCCGCCGGUCCGGGGCCGGCGCUUGCGGAGCAGGGAGUGAGAGGGAGUACGCCUAUCACAUUCCCUCCAGCGUGGAUGGAGGCAGCGUGCACAGCUCACACACUGACAGCCCCCACAGCACACAUGAGCGUCACGCCCAGAUCUGUCCACAUCUGGCCCACGAAGGCCACCAUGAUGGGCAUCACACAUGCCACGCUGCUGCAGCCACCACGCACGAGGCCCUGGCAUGCCAUAAUCCCUGCCACAGGCAUAUCUGCUGCGCCAAGGCAGACCUUCUCCCUUCUCUGUGCCCGGCAGAGGCAGGCGACACGGGAGUCUUCUUGUGUGGCUGCGGCAAAGUGGCCGAGGAGGACCCGAUGGCAACACAUCACCAUCUGGAAAUGCAAGCCCCGCGCAGACAAUCCUACCCCCAGAACCCGCCCAAUCAGAAUGGGAUUCUAAAAGGGGGCCUGCACGAAGGACUCCUGUACACCUCAGACAGCACAGGGAAUAUACGCACUGGACCCUGGAAGAAUGAAACUACUGUGUAGUGUGGGAAGGAAAAACAGGGGAGAUAGGCAGCACCCCUGGCUCGUCCCACCAAAAAUAAACCCUUGCCUCCCUUUCUAGAAUAAAAAAAAAUGAAUUGAAUAACAUUUUAAACAUUACAAUCAGUGUGGGAUAUUUUUAUUUUAAUGUCCUCAUGUUUUUAUGUGUGCUGUUUUACUGUACAGAAAUCUGAUAUCAUGUAAAUGCUCCCCGCAGAGCAUCCAUUCACCGAACAGAAUCUCUUCCAUCAAGAAGAAUUUGUGAAAUAUUUGUCACAUCAUACCAUCAGAUGUAACUGAAGUUAUUUCCAUUGUUCCAUAUUACUACAGAUCUCUCUAUAUAUAUACAAGAAAAUGAAUGGUUGUAUGUAUGAAUAUGUGUGUUAGUGCUCAAAGACAACACGCUGCAAGAUUUUUUUACACUUUGAAUCUGAAUCCAUCAAAUAGUCUGAGGUGACAGUGAACCUCCAGCAGGGCUGUGCGAUAUGAUGUUAUAUAUCGUGUGACGAUAGAAAAACGUCUAUCAUUUCAUAUUAUGCCCUAACGUUUAUUUCAUUGUGUCGCAAAUCCCACUCUUUAUGGAAAUAUUUUCUCAUCAUUUGGACAACUCUUUGUGUUCUUCCACACGGCACAGGCGCAGGCAGGAAAUUUGCGUGAAGGGGGCACAAACAAACAAGGUGGAGAGUGAACGUGACACAGAACGGGGUUAACUCCGUGAAGGAGGAGGGCUCCGACAAGCCAAGACAAAACGAGAAGCUUGUACCUAAAAGAGGGGCUACGUCUGUCGCAUGGACGUGGUUUGGCCAUGAAAAGUCUGACGCUGCAGGCCAGUCCCAACAAGAGAGUUAAACACCACUAACCUCUUUUACCACCUACACAACAAUCACGUGAAACAGUACGGCGAGAGUCUACGGAUGAGAGCCACAAAAGUACAGUCUAAUGCUCGAAACAAACCCCAGACCAGGAGAAAAGUAAUCAAAUUUGAGCAAGUACCGUUUAUUUGUUGAGUAUAUAAUUCAAAAUAUAAAAAGAAAUAGGCCUUUCCAUUUGGUCAUUUUAUAUAAACUAUUUAUUCAUUGAGUUUACAGAAAAUGUGCUGUAUCAUUAUCUGGAUAUGAAAUGACCAACAGUUUAUUGGGGUAUGAGAUUUUGGUCAUAUCGCACAGCCCUAACCUCCAGUACUUUAAAGAACUCUUGGCAUCCAUGUUUUAGACGACUAAACCAGCAAUUUUAGACUUCAUGGAUAUUUUUUCCAUUCAGUCAAGUAACUGUGAAUAUCUUCUAGAGAUUUUCUAAGUAAUAUACAAAGAAACUGUUGCUUGCCAGAGGUGUGUGGAUGCCAGUGAAGUUGUGAAAAUUCAAAGCGACAGAGAAAGAGGAGUGAAAUUACGCUUCCUCAUCCAGGUUGGUAUUGAUCGUGCUGUCUGUAUGAUGUCUUCAUUGGUGUGUUUCUUUUUUCUGGAGAAAAGUAAAUAAUGACAGCGUCGACAGCCACAGCGUGGCCAUUGUGAAUAGAGAGUUGGUGUCCCUGCGUCAUUAGAUCCAGUGUGAUUUCUAUUAAAACUGUGCCGCACAGAGCCGGGUUCUCACGGCGAGUCCAUUGCAACACUAGCGUGCAGGUUUUUAUUCUCUCCAGCUCAGCUCGCACAUGCUGUACAUGUGACAUUUAUAAGCAUAUGAUUCUUUGUAAAAUCAAACAUUCAAACAUUUUAGGAAAAAGCGAGUGUGAUUGUGAUUAUAGAAGAAACAACAAGCUGCUUGAAUGUCUCUUUGGGAAACCUGCCUGUGACUGAUGUCCUAUUAUUUUCUCUCCUAAUAAAAACUGAUUAAACAUUUCAUCCAACCUCAUCUACCAAAAAAUGACACAUGGCAGAAAUCAGUGCAAAUGCAAUCCCUUUAUAUUUAAUUAUUUUUUUAUUUUCGUCUCAUAAAAGCCCCAAAUCAUGCAUGCCGUGGUGUACCUAGCUAUGUGCUAUAUUUUAACAGUGUAAAUGAAUGCCCGUCCAUGAACAUAUUAUUUGCCUUGACCCAAAAAAACUGCUGCUGCUUGCCAUGUGUCAUUUUGGUCACACUCUUGGAUUUAGCCUAGUUCUCAACGAAUACUGUACUAUUUCCCACCGGUAAUCUCCAUUUAACAAGACUUUAAGCUUAGGUUUAUCCUAGAAUCCAGUCCAGAGAAUCAUAAUGCUCCCGGUUCUGCUUUUGUAGAUAACUUAUGUCAGGAGAGGCCAGGGUUCAAGUAUGGAUUUUUUAUUUUCAUUUUUAAAAAAUUUUUUUGAACCAUGAAGGUCACACUCUCUUUGAAGAAUUGCCACUCAACAGAGAAGGCAAAAGCGGCUCUGUGUUAGUUUAGAGGCAAUUGUUUGUUUUCUGAAUGAUGAUAUUGAGUAUGACACACCAGACAAAACCUGUCAUACAUUUCAUCCGAAAAGCCAAACUUUAAACAAUGUACACCCAAGCAUCGAAUAUAGUCUCUCAGCAAACCCUGCUCUAGCUAAACCACUUCAGCAUGCAACACCAUCUCUUUAUCCAUCUUGUGCACUCUCGUACGUGUAUAUAGAACUGGUUUCUGAUGAAUUAUUUUAUAUGAGAUUUAAGAUAUUUAAGAAUAAAACAAGUCUAUAUGUAAAGAAAGUUGUAUGGGGAAAAAAACUGACCUCUCAAUGUUAAUACUCAGUAUCUGAGUUUAGAAAUGUGUCUUUUGUUUUCAAAUGCCUUUUUCUGUUGCAGUUUUAGUUGACUUCAUAGAGUAUGCACACUCGCCAUGUGUUGUGAGACUUAUCCUGUCAUAUCAGAACUAGAAAUGCACUACACAUAAUAACGUUUGGCCUGCCAGAAUAGAAUUUGUCACUUACAGUAUGUUUUUAUCAUAGGAAUGUUUGUUCGACGGAAAUAUUUGAAUUUAAAAAGUGACUUCUACCGAGAGAGGAGAAAUAUUAAUCUGGUACUCCCUUUAUUUGGAAGGCUGGCUUUGUAUGGAGGCCCUGGUAGACAUCAAAGAUGAUGCACGAACCUCAUAGUGGAGUCAUUUCCAGGAUCUGGGACAAAAUGGGAUAUCGUGGGCCCAACUUAUGAGUUAUAAAACAGUGGCCCACAAUUGAUCAUACAAUACGGGCUCCUUUGAGCCUCUUUGAAUGCAAGGAGUCAGUGGUCCUGGCUUUAUAGUUACUGGAAAGGGAUUUGUAACAGUACCACAACAAAACAUUUGUAAUCAGCCUCUUUCGCAAAACCCACAUUAAACUGAGAGAACAUUGGUCUAGGUUAAUUACUGUACAACAUGUGUAUUUGCUGGUGGUGUGUCUUAGGAGCAGCCUGAGCUUUUCAGUGUCUGCGAGAGGCGACAUGUUUGGUAUCAUAGGCCACCGUACGGCCACCUUUUCUGUUGUCAUCAGUAGCAGAUGUACUGCCCUAAACGAGCUUGAUGACUUAGUUUCGGCUCACCAGACGGCUGCUGGAAUAUUCACCUGUGGUACUGUGAUAAAACCUAAAGCCAGUUUUCACUUUUUUCUACAUUGACACAGAUUCCAAUAAAUG